AUGGCGCCCGAGAAGCGCAAUCAGUUCCUCGAUGCCGAGGACAGCGACGACGAUGCCAUCCAGGACAACUCAGACGACGAACUGCGAAAGGGAGGGCGCACCGCCAAGAGGCGUAAGCUGGAAGAUGACAGUGACCAAGAGGACGCGGCGUCCAGCGACGAGGCCUCGGGCGACGAGAGUGACGAGAAGAAUGCUGAAGAAGCCGAGAGCACCAAACCACAAAGACCAACGCCUAGCAAGAAAGAUCGGGGAGAGACACGGCGGAGCAAGGAGGAUAGCGACGCACAGCCCGACGACAUCCUCCAAGUCAAAUCCUUGUUGAAGAAGAAUCCCGUCGCCACAGAAGCUGCCAUUAAAAAGUCUGGCGUCGUAUACGUCUCGCGCAUCCCACCAUUUAUGAAGCCCCACAAGCUGCGCUCGCUCCUGUCGAACUACGGCACCAUCAACCGCAUCUUUCUUGCUCCCGAAGAUCCCAUGGCACACCAGAGGCGGGUACGUAACGGUGGCAACAAGAAAAAGAUGUACACCGAGGGCUGGGUGGAGUUUGUGAACAAGAAGGACGCCAAGGACGUGUGUGCCAUGCUGAACGCGCAGACAAUCGGCGGCAAGAAGGGGAGCUACUACCGGGACGACAUAUGGACGCUGAAGUACCUCAACGGCUUCAAGUGGCACCACCUGACGGAGCAGAUUGCGGCGGAGAGCGCGGAGAGGAGCAGCCGCAUGAUGGCGGAGCUCCAGAGGGAGAAGAAGGAGAACAAGGACUUCGUGCAGCGGGUCGAGAAGGCCAAGAUGCUGGAUGGCAUACAGAGCAAGAAGGCCCAGAAAACGACCGCGCAUGACGGCGCAGCGGAUGCAGCCGCCCCCACUCCCGCAGACGAAGGGGCUGGUGCCGAGAGGCAUAGGAAGUUCCAACAGAAGACGUUGGCGCACAAGAAGAAAGCGACGGAAUCGGCUCAGCCGCAGAAGGCUAGCAAGGCCCUGAGCAAGGUUUUCUAA
Messenger RNA from Diaporthe batatas, 996 nucleotides. Its product is annotated as RNA-binding ATPase activator ESF2. The transcript has a single exon. Bases 1 to 996 code for a protein of 331 amino acids. Lineage: Eukaryota; Fungi; Ascomycota; Sordariomycetes; Diaporthales; Diaporthaceae. Gene Ontology annotation, biological process: endonucleolytic cleavage in ITS1 to separate SSU-rRNA from 5.8S rRNA and LSU-rRNA from tricistronic rRNA transcript (SSU-rRNA, 5.8S rRNA, LSU-rRNA); small-subunit processome assembly; endonucleolytic cleavage to generate mature 5'-end of SSU-rRNA from (SSU-rRNA, 5.8S rRNA, LSU-rRNA). The record is from RefSeq and is a predicted model, not a curated record. Gene Ontology annotation, molecular function: RNA binding. Gene Ontology annotation, cellular component: nucleolus.